GCCCCGGCGCCUUCCUCCUGCCCCCGGGCAGCCACCGCGGCGGGGGAAGCGCAGGGGGUGGAGGAAGGGAAAGGGAUUUUUAUUUUUAUUUUAUUUUAUUUUAUUUUUUAUUUUUUAUAAUACAUCAAUAUAUUUUUGCUGCGGUCAAUCCCGAUCCCGCGACUGAAGCCCCCGGAGGGAGAAGUGCUGCGCGCUGUGAUGCGUCUUCCUCUCGCCUCGGCUGCCAGUUUGGAUUGUAGCGCCCGGCUCCGUGCACCGCGAGGAUGGCUCGGUUUGGGGAUGAUCUGCCGACCCGCUAUGGAGGUGGAGGGCCGGCCGGGGCUGGAAGAGGGAGCAGCCGGCAAGGUGGCCCCCAAGCCGGCCAAAGGAUGUAUAAGCAGUCGAUGGCUCAGAGGGCCAGGACUAUGGCUCUCUACAACCCCAUCCCUGUCAAACAGAACUGCUUCACAGUCAACAGAUCCCUCUUCAUCUUCAGUGAAGAUAAUGUUAUACGGAAAUACGCCAAGCGAAUAACAGAAUGGCCUCCAUUUGAAUACAUGAUUUUAGCUACAAUCAUAGCCAAUUGUAUCGUGCUGGCUCUGGAACAACACUUGCCGGAUGGAGACAAGACGCCGAUGUCGGAGAGAUUGGACGACACUGAGCCCUACUUUAUUGGAAUAUUUUGUUUCGAGGCUGGGAUAAAAAUCAUCGCUCUGGGGUUUGUUUUUCACAAAGGCUCUUACCUGCGGAACGGCUGGAACGUGAUGGAUUUCGUCGUGGUCCUCACAGGGAUUCUGGCGACUGCUGGCACCGAUUUUGACCUGAGGACGCUUCGAGCUGUGCGAGUGCUGCGACCCCUGAAACUGGUGUCGGGAAUCCCGAGCCUGCAGGUUGUGCUCAAGUCCAUCAUGAAGGCCAUGGUGCCCCUGCUGCAGAUCGGGCUGCUCCUCUUCUUCGCCAUCGUGAUGUUUGCCAUCAUCGGGCUGGAGUUUUACAUGGGCAAGUUCCACAAAACCUGCUUCUCCAACGAGACAGGUGAUGAGGUGGGAGAUUUCCCUUGUGGAGAGGAGCCCCCUGCCAGGCAGUGUGAGAGCGGGACCACCUGCAGGGAGUACUGGCAGGGGCCCAACUACGGCAUCACCAACUUCGACAACAUCCUCUUCGCUGUGCUCACCGUCUUCCAGUGCAUCACCAUGGAGGGAUGGACAGACAUCCUCUACAAUACAAACGACGCUGCAGGAAAUACCUGGAAUUGGCUUUACUUCAUCCCUCUCAUCAUCAUUGGCUCUUUCUUCAUGCUCAACUUGGUACUGGGCGUCUUAUCGGGUGAAUUUGCCAAAGAACGGGAGCGGGUGGAGAACCGCCGAGCUUUCCUGAAGCUCCGCCGGCAGCAGCAGAUCGAGCGGGAGCUCAACGGGUACCUGGAGUGGAUCUUCAAAGCAGAGGAGGUCAUGCUGGCAGAGGAAGACAAGAACGCAGAAGAGAAAUCUCCUCUGGACGGGAGGGCCGCCUCGGAAGGGCCGAUCCACCAAGGCACGGCACCGGCAGAGACUAGCAGCGGCAGCAGCUACAACAUGUUGAAAAGAGCCGCAAUAAAGAAGAGCAAAAACGACCUGAUUCAUGCAGAAGAAGGUGAGGACCAUUUCACAGACAUUUGCUCCGUUGGGUCUCCUUUUGCCCGCGCCAGUUUGAAGAGCGGGAAGAACGAGAGCUCGUCCUACUUCAGGAGGAAAGAGAAGAUGUUCCGGUUCUUCAUCCGGCGCAUGGUGAAGGCUCAGAGCUUCUACUGGAUUGUCCUGUGUGUGGUGGCCCUCAACACCCUCUGUGUGGCCAUGGUGCACUAUGACCAGCCGGAGAAGCUCACCACUGCCCUCUAUUUCGCAGAGUUUGUUUUCCUGGGGCUGUUCCUUACUGAGAUGUCUUUGAAGAUGUAUGGACUGGGGCCAAGGAACUACUUCCACUCUUCAUUCAACUGCUUUGACUUUGGGGUCAUCGUGGGAAGCAUAUUUGAAGUUAUUUGGGCUGCAGUGAAACCAGGAACCUCAUUUGGCAUCAGUGUAUUGAGGGCACUUCGACUGCUGAGGAUUUUCAAAGUAACAAAGUACUGGAAUUCCCUGAGGAAUCUGGUGGUCUCCUUGCUGAACUCCAUGAAGUCCAUCAUCAGUUUGCUUUUCCUGCUGUUCCUGUUCAUCGUGGUCUUUGCUCUGCUGGGGAUGCAGCUCUUUGGAGGACAGUUCAAUUUCCAAGACGAAACUCCGACCACGAAUUUCGACACCUUCCCCGCCGCCAUCCUCACCGUGUUCCAGAUCCUGACGGGGGAGGACUGGAAUGCUGUGAUGUACCACGGGAUCGAGUCGCAGGGCGGGGUCCGCUCGGGGAUGUUCUCCUCCAUCUACUUCAUCGUCCUGACGCUGUUUGGGAACUACACCCUCCUGAACGUCUUCCUGGCCAUCGCUGUGGACAACUUGGCAAACGCCCAGGAGCUGACCAAGGACGAGGAGGAGAUGGAGGAAGCCACCAACCAGAAGCUGGCCCUGCAGAAGGCCAAGGAAGUGGCCGAAGUGAGCCCCAUGUCUGCAGCCAACAUUUCCAUAGCAGCUUUUGUAAAGCAAACUCGAGGUACUGUAUCUCGCAGCUCGUCAGUCUCCAGCGUAAAUUCACCCAAGCAGCAGAACUCCUCCAAAUCCAAGUCGGUCUGGGAGCAGAGGACCAGCCAGAUCCGGAUGCACAACUUCCGAGCCAGCUGCGAGGCCCUGUACAACGAGCUGGACCCCGAGGAGCGGGUCCGUUACGCCACCACCCUGCACAUCAGGCCGGACAUGAAGACCCACCUGGACCGGCCGCUGGUGGUGGAGCCCCGGAGCGAAGGCAGGAACAACAUCAACAAGCUGAGCCCCGGCGACGUGCAGGAGGUGCAGGAGCACCCCAAGGGCAGCUCUGCCGACGGGGCAGAAGCUCCGCGGAAGCACCACCGGCACCGGGAUAAGGAGAAACAGGCGGAGCAGGAGAAGGGCGACGCGCCCAAGGAGGAGAGCGCGGAGACCGCGGCCGCCAACAAGGAGGAGCGGCACCGGCAGCACCGGAGCCGCAGCAAGGAGGUGGAAGGCGGGAGCAAGGAAGGGAAGAGCGAGCGGAACAGGGGGCAGGAAGGGGGGAAGAGGCACCACCGGCGGGGCUCGGUGGAGGAGUCGGGGGAGAAGGAGCACCGCAGGCACCGCACGCACCGGCACUCCACCGAGCGCCAGGGCAAGGACGGCAACGGCACCGCCAACGGCGCCCGCGGCGAGCGGCGCUCCCGGCACCGCGGAGGGUCCCGCUCCGGCAACAGGGAUGGGGAGCCCAAGGGGGAGAACGGAGAGGAGCCCCACAGGCGGCACAGGCUCAGGAACAGGGCCCUGUCCACGUACGAGUCGGUGGAGAAGGAGAACGGGGAGAAGGAGGCGGAGGCUGGAGAGAAGGAGCACCGGAACCACCAGCCCAAGGAGAACCAGGUUGAGCUGGAGGCCAGUGGCAGUGUGAGUGUCCCCGUGCACACCCUGCCCAGCACGUACCUGCAGAAGGUGCCCGAGCAGCCCGAGGACGCCGACAACCAGAAGAACGUGACGAGGAUGAUCCAACCCCCCCUGGACAAAACCACCACUGUGAACAUCCCCGUCACCAUCACGGCCCCCCCGGGGGAGACCACUGUCAUACCAAUGAACAACGUGGAGUUUGAAAGCAAAACGGAGGAGAAGAAAGACGUCGAUGACCUGACGAAAAAUGGGCCUAAACCAAUCCUGCCUUACAGCUCCAUGUUCAUCCUGAGCCCCACAAACCCGAUCCGGCGGCUCUUCCACUACAUCGUCAACCUGCGCUACUUCGAGAUGGUCAUCCUGAUAGUCAUCGCCCUCAGCAGCAUUGCCCUGGCUGCAGAAGACCCUGUCCAAGCUGAGUCACCCAGGAAUGAUGCUCUGAAAUACUUGGAUUAUAUAUUUACAGGUGUCUUUACCUUUGAGAUGGUGAUCAAGAUGAUCGACCUGGGGCUGUUACUCCACCCUGGCUCCUACUUCCGUGACCUGUGGAACAUCCUGGACUUCAUUGUGGUCAGUGGGGCCUUGGUGGCCUUUGCCUUCUCGAGUUUCAUGGGAGGAACCAAAGGCAAGGACAUCAACACCAUCAAGUCCCUGCGAGUCCUGCGGGUCCUCAGACCUCUGAAAACCAUCAAGAGGCUGCCAAAGCUAAAGGCUGUCUUUGACUGUGUGGUGAACUCCCUGAAGAACGUCCUCAACAUCCUCAUCGUUUACAUGCUCUUCAUGUUCAUUUUUGCCGUCAUUGCCGUGCAGCUCUUCAAGGGCAGAUUCUUCUACUGCACUGAUGAGUCCAAGGAGCUGGAGAAGGACUGCAGGGGUCAGUACCUCGAUUAUGAAAAGAAUGAGGUGGAGGCCCAGCCCAGGGAAUGGAAAAAAUACGAGUUCCACUAUGACAACGUGCUCUGGGCUCUGCUCACGCUCUUCACCGUGUCCACGGGGGAAGGGUGGCCGACUGUGUUGAAGCACUCGGUGGACGCCACCUACGAGGAGCAGGGUCCCAGCCCUGGCUACAGGAUGGAAAUGUCCAUCUUUUACGUGGUGUAUUUUGUUGUCUUCCCUUUUUUCUUUGUGAACAUCUUUGUGGCUUUAAUCAUCAUCACCUUCCAAGAGCAAGGAGAUAAAGUGAUGUCAGAGUGCAGCCUCGAGAAAAACGAGAGGGCCUGCAUAGACUUUGCCAUAAGUGCCAAGCCCCUGACCCGGUACAUGCCCCAGAACAAGCAAUCCUUCCAGUACAAGAUGUGGAAAUUCGUGGUGUCCCCUCCCUUCGAGUAUUUUAUCAUGGUCAUGAUCGCCCUCAACACCAUCGUCCUCAUGAUGAAGUUCUAUGAUGCUCCAGAAGCAUAUGAAGAAAUGCUGAAAUGCCUGAAUAUUGUGUUUACAUCCAUGUUUUCAAUGGAAUGUGUGCUGAAGAUCAUUGCCUUUGGUGUGCUGAAUUAUUUCCGAGAUGCCUGGAAUGUCUUUGAUUUUGUCACAGUGUUGGGAAGUAUUACUGAUAUUUUAGUAACCGAGAUCGCGGACACGGACAACUUCAUCAACCUCAGCUUCCUGAGGCUCUUCAGGGCAGCCAGACUCAUCAAACUCCUCCGCCAGGGCUACACCAUCCGAAUCCUGCUCUGGACGUUCGUGCAGUCCUUUAAGGCCUUGCCUUAUGUGUGUCUCCUCAUUGCAAUGCUCUUCUUCAUCUAUGCCAUUAUUGGCAUGCAGGUAUUUGGGAACAUUGCAUUAGAUGAUGAAACCUCCAUUAAUCGGCACAACAACUUCCGGACCUUCCUCCAAGCCCUGAUGCUUCUGUUCAGGAGUGCCACGGGGGAAGCCUGGCACGAGAUCAUGUUGUCCUGCUUGAGCAAGAGAGCCUGUGACCCCCUCUCUGGCCUCACCAAGAAGGAAUGUGGCAGUGAUUUUGCCUAUUUCUACUUUGUGUCCUUCAUCUUCCUCUGCUCCUUCCUGAUGUUGAACCUGUUUGUGGCUGUGAUCAUGGACAACUUUGAAUACCUGACAAGGGACUCCUCCAUCCUGGGCCCUCACCACUUGGACGAGUUUGUCCGGGUGUGGGCCGAGUACGACCCCGCUGCCUGUUGCCGGAUUCAUUAUAAGGAUAUGUACAAUUUGUUACGUGUAAUUGCUCCACCCCUGGGCUUAGGAAAGAAGUGCCCUCAUAGGGUGGCAUACAAGCGCCUGGUGAGGAUGAACAUGCCCAUCUCCCCCGAGGACCUGACCGUGCACUUCACAUCCACGCUGAUGGCCCUGAUCAGGACUGCCCUGGAGAUCAAACUGGCCUCAGGUGGAGUUAAACAGCACCAGUGUGAUGCUGAGCUGAGAAAGGAGAUCUCCCUGGUUUGGCCCAACCUGUCCCAGAAGACUCUGGAUUUGCUGGUGCCUCCUCACAAACCUGAUGAAAUGACUGUGGGGAAGGUCUACGCAGCACUGAUGAUAUUUGACUUCUACAAGCAGAAUAAGAACAGCAGGGAACAAGUCCAACCCCCCGGAGGCCUCUGCCAGCCUGGCCCAGUGUCCCUGUUCCACCCCUUGAAGGCCACCCUGGAGCAGACCCAGCCCACAGCGUUCAACAACGCCAAGGCCUUCCUGCGCCAGAAGAGCUCGGCCUCCCUCAACAACGGGGGUGCUCUCCCAGCCCCAGAGGGGGGGAUCAAAGAGUCCAGCUCCUGGGGGACCCAGCGCACCCAGGACGUGUUUUAUGAAACCAGGACCCCGGCUUUUGAGCGAGGCCACUCCGAGGAGAUCCCCAUCGAACGGGUGGUAGAAAUGAGGGAAAUCAGCCCCACAGUUGCCAAUGGAGAGCCCCAGCCAGGCCUGGAGAGCCAGGGCCGGGCGGCCUCCAUGCCACGCCUGGCUGCCGAAACCAAGGUGAGCGGGGGAGUCCUCACUGCUGGAGGGGGCCAGGAACUCAGGGGCCACUCUCUCUGCUUGUUGUGUUGCUCGUGGAUGUUUGUUUUAGGAGAUGUUUGCUGAUCUGGAGACAGGAGACCUUUAUUCCAGCAGGUGUUGGUGUGUAGUCCCAGCGC
Messenger RNA from Lepidothrix coronata (blue-crowned manakin), 6571 nucleotides. RefSeq names its product voltage-dependent N-type calcium channel subunit alpha-1B-like. Gene Ontology annotation, cellular component: membrane; voltage-gated calcium channel complex; neuronal cell body. Bases 264 to 6518 code for a protein of 2084 amino acids. The transcript has 47 exons. The record is from RefSeq and is a predicted model, not a curated record. Gene Ontology annotation, molecular function: high voltage-gated calcium channel activity; calcium ion binding. Gene Ontology annotation, biological process: chemical synaptic transmission; calcium ion import across plasma membrane. Lineage: Eukaryota; Metazoa; Chordata; Aves; Passeriformes; Pipridae.